Molecule: messenger RNA, 2308 nt
Organism: Vigna angularis (adzuki bean)
Lineage: Eukaryota; Viridiplantae; Streptophyta; Magnoliopsida; Fabales; Fabaceae
Product: ammonium transporter 1 member 3
Exons: 1
Coding region: 145-1650 (501 amino acids)
Biological process (GO): ammonium homeostasis; ammonium transmembrane transport
Cellular component (GO): membrane
Molecular function (GO): ammonium channel activity
Source: RefSeq, a predicted model, not a curated record
UAUUUAAAUUAAAAUGACCUUGUUUAGGGUAGAUAUUUUUAACUGUUAAUGGUUGAAAAGAAAACGUAAAUGAAAUUAGGUGUAUAACUGAAUUUUUAAUUGGCAUUUGGAGGUAUAUCUUGUCCCUUAGAACGGUUGAGCAGAAUGCAGAACACUUACCAACUAGAAGAGUUAGGUAGCUAUAUAACUACCAUUCAAAGUUUACACAUAUCUCUAUUAAUAUACCAAUUCCACCAUUUCUUAAUGAUUCACUUCACAGUCACUAGAAUGGGGGUUUCAUGGGAAGAAAGUGUGACUUAUUCCAUCAACGCAAUCUACCUUCUGUUCUCAGCGUACCUUGUCUUCGUGAUGCAAAUUGGGUUUGCCAUGAUAUGUGCAGGUUCAGUGCGUGCAAAAAAUGCAAUGAACAUAAUGCUCACAAACGUCGUUGAUGCAGUCGUCGGUAGCAUCUCCUUCUACCUCUUCGGUUUUGCAUUUGCAUAUGGCACUUCUAACCCUUUCAUUGGCACUCAUCUGUUUGCUCUAUCCCACAUUCCAAACGCAACUUACGACUAUGCUUUCUUCCUUUACCAAUGGGCUUUUGCUAUAGCUGUAACAGGCAUCACAAGUGGAUCCAUAGCUGAGAGAACUCAAUUCAGUGCCUAUCUUGUUUUCUCAUUUUUCCUCAGUGGCUUUGUGUACCCAGUUGUUGCUCAUUGGCUCUGGUCAUCCAGUGGUUGGCUCAGUCCAAAUUCAACUCACUUGUUCUUGGGUUCAGGAGCCAUUGACUUUGCUGGGAGUGGAGUGGUGCAUUUGGUUGGCGCAGUUGCUGGUCUUUGGGGGUCCAUCAUAGAAGGCCCACGGACUGGAAGAUUUGAUUCUUUAGGCAGGCCCAUGCCUCUAAGAGGCCACAGUGCAACACUUGUUGUACUUGGGACCUUUUUGUUAUGGUUUGGAUGGUUUGGAUUUAAUCCAGGAUCCUUUGACAAGAUCCUUGUGGCUUAUCCCGGCACGUCGGACCAAGGUAAUUGGACCUCGGUGGGUCGCACUGCCGUUACAACCAUAUUAGCUGGUUCGACAGCCGGAAUAGUUACUUUGUUUGGCCGAAGAUUGUUAGUCGGCCACUGGGAUGCAAUGGAUGCGUGCAAUGGCUUGCUUGGUGGGUUUGUUGCCAUCACGUCCGGAUGCUCUGUUGUUGAGCCAUGGGCCGCCAUUAUUUGUGGGUUUGUGUCGGCUUGGGUUUUAAUUGGGCUGAACAUUGUGGCCCUAAAGUUGAACUAUGAUGAUCCACUAGAGGCAGCCCAAUUGCAUGGAGGGUGUGGCACUUGGGGUUUGUUGUUUACUGGGUUGUUUGCCAAAGAGGAGUUUGUUAUUCAAGUGUAUAAUUGUGGUGAGAUUGGGGUUUCAAGACCCUAUGGUGUACUACUUGGAGGUGGUUGGGGAUUGUUUGGAGCCCAAGUGAUUGAGAUUUUGACAAUCUUUGGAUGGGUGAGUGUAACAAUGGGCCCUAUAUUCUAUGCCUUGCAGAAGCUUGAGAUAUUGAGAAUUCCUGUGAAUGAGGAAGUUACUGGGCUUGACAUUUCUUGCCAUGGAGGGUAUGCUUAUGCUCAAGAAAACUAUCAUCUCAGACUUUAUGGAGAUUACAUGCCUAUUCAACAUGCCCUAUCUUAGUUUCAUUUUUCUGUGAAAUGUCUGUUACUUUUUCUUGGGUUAUGUUGUGGAUUAGCAUUGUUUAAGGAUUGGAAUAAUUUUAGAUUAUUGAAUAAUAUUCAUUAAACUCUGUCAAGAUAAAUUUUCUUUUUCAGUAAGUUUUUAGUAAGCUAAAUAUAAUUUUGUCCCAUGCCAAAAUUUAUAAUUUUUUUUAAAGAUAAUCCUAUUCGAACUAUGGUAAACUGGAUUAACCCACAAAUUUUAACACGUUGUAAUUGCCUUGGUUCAGUCGUUUUGGAUGAGAGUUUUCAUGAGGGAACACAAACAAAAGGGCAUUAGCAUCAAAGUAAGAUCCUGAGAGGGACAGGUUGAGUAGGGUCCGUGUUAUGCUUCAACAUGCUUCAAAAUAUCAUGAAUGAAAGGAAUCUUGUCAAGUGAGUGGAUCCCACUUAUUGGAUAGACAUUAUUCUGUCACUUUCACGUCCUUUUCAAUAGUCAUUUGCUGCAUCCUUAUAGUAAUGACUAUCAUUGAAUUUGGAUAAAAAAUAUUUGUAUCAUUGACUAAUUGGCCUAACCGUGUUAAGUACAGUUUAUGGUUCAAUCAAAUUUUGGUUUACCUAAAACCAGGAACAUUAUUAUACUAUAACGAGCGAAUCACCAAAUCAUUAAGGUAAGGGAC